GUUGCGGCAGCUUGACGUUCCCAGUGAGCUGCACAUGCACUCUGGAGAGUCAGCAGCAGAGGAACCGACACUAAGCGCACACGGUUCUGUUGUGAGGGACAAGUGGAAGACCAGGAGCUCAGGGACGACACAGACGGACAGACAGCAAACCAAGAUGGCUUUAGCCAGAGAUCCAGGAACGGGGCAGCAGAACCAGGAGCACAGAGAUGCUGCUGACCAAAACUUUGACUACAUGUUCAAGCUGCUGAUCAUCGGCAACAGCAGCGUGGGGAAGACCUCCUUCUUAUUCCGCUAUGCGGACGAUUCCUUCACGUCGGCGUUUGUCAGCACAGUGGGAAUCGACUUCAAGGUCAAGACCAUCUACAGGAAUGACAAGAGGGUCAAACUCCAGAUCUGGGACACAGCGGGACAGGAGCGCUACCGGACCAUCACCACCGCUUACUACAGGGGGGCCAUGGGCUUUCUGCUCAUGUAUGACAUCACCAGCCAGGACUCAUUCUCCGCUGUGCAGGACUGGGCGACGCAGAUCAAGACUUACUCCUGGGACAACGCACAAGUGGUGCUUAUUGGAAACAAGCUGGACUUGGAAGAGGACAGGCAGGUCUCCACCGAGGACGGCCAGAAGCUGGCUACAGAGCUCGGGUUCGAAUUCUUCGAGGCCAGUGCCAAAGACAACAUUAACGUAAAGCAGGUCUUCGACAAGCUGGUGGACAUCAUCUGCGAGAAGAUGAGCGAGACCGUCAACGGCAACGUCGGCCCCUCAGCCACUCACAAGGGAGUCAACCUGAAGGACACGCCUCCCAGCAACAAGGGUGCCUGCACGUGCUGAUGGCUGACAGUGGGAAUUCACAGCAU
Messenger RNA from Thalassophryne amazonica, 855 nucleotides. It is a transcript of the gene rab3da, whose product is annotated as RAB3D, member RAS oncogene family, a. Gene Ontology annotation, biological process: regulation of exocytosis; protein localization to plasma membrane; protein secretion. Gene Ontology annotation, molecular function: GTPase activity; GTP binding. The transcript has 5 exons. Lineage: Eukaryota; Metazoa; Chordata; Actinopteri; Batrachoidiformes; Batrachoididae. The record is from RefSeq and is a predicted model, not a curated record. The coding region runs from base 35 to 829 and encodes 264 amino acids. Gene Ontology annotation, cellular component: plasma membrane; synaptic vesicle; endosome.